ACACCGGAGCGAGACAUGAAGUGCGCUAACCAUGUCCUCCUUUUGGCUUCUCUGCUUGGCCUGGCUACAUGUCUUUUCCAAAAAUACUACAUCUCAAUAAGGAAAAAAGCGUCCUGGCUCACAGCACAGAAUUAUUGCCGGACAAAUUACGUAGAUCUGGUCACCUUUCAGACAGAAGCAGAGUUCAUUAGCUUCCUUUCAGUUAUGUCGCCGUAUCUUGUUUCCCGAAGCUGGAUCGGUAUUUACAACGCUCCGAAUGAGAAUCAGUUCACGCAGUGGUCAGAUGGAAGUCCGGUAAAUUACACCUACUGGCAAUAUGGUGGGCCGAGCAACUUAAACAGUAGUCACUGCGGAUUGAUCCUACCAACAUAUGAAUGGUCCACUUCUGUUUGCUCGGAACAACUGUAUUUCUUAUGCUACUCAUGGUAUCCCGAUAUCGUCCCGGUGCAGGAGUUAAAGACCUGGGAAGAGGCACUGGUGCACUGUCGUAAAAGCUACACCGACCUCGUGAGCUUGACGACAAAGAACGAUUUUAUUGCCGUAAACAGGAGCUUGAAGAAUCAAACGAUGAGUGUGUGGACGGGACUGCGCUUUAUGAACCGCUUGUGGUUCUGGGUGAACCAGGAACCUUUGGGAGGACUGUUCCAGCAGCCCUCGUGCCCUGCUCAGCCUUUUCGAUGCGGAGCUCUAGUACCUGGGAGUGGGGUCUUGGAGAACAGAGACUGCAUGGAGAAGAGGAAUUUCGUUUGUUACAUCUACUCAUAAGUCACUCAAUGCCUUAAUAUCAGCGUUGGAUAUAGCAAUCAGUGACACUCUUUUGAAUGAAUGGAUGAUAAUGAUGAUGAUGAUGAUGAUGGUGGUAGUGGUGGUAAUGCUAAAUACAGCAAAAAUGCCAAAUUUGCUCCUGUAAAAGUGAAGAAUUAGACUUAGGAUGAGAUGGAAAAGAAUAGAAGGAGAUUAUUUUUACAAUAAAUAAUCAAACUAAUGUUUUGUGAAUAUAUAUAUAAAGAGAGAGAGAUUUUUUUUCUUCUUCUUCAGUAGAUGUUACUAUGACAUUACUAUGAUUCAUAUCUUUGGUAACUUUGAACACCUUUCUUUAACUUUUCCUUUCCUUUGUUUAAUUAGAAUUGUAAUUCUCCUGCAUUACAUUAUAUUACAUUACAAUAAAUGAUGCAUCUUAACCACACAAUAGCUCAUACUUUUACAUUUCCAGGUUGACAUUUCAGGUUCUCGCUGAACUGCAGUGCUAUUUUAUUUUAUUUUUUUCAUAUUUGGAUUCAUGAAUAUUUGAUUUGGAGUCUGUGUGUGGUAAACAAGUUACAAAAAAAAGGAAUCAAUAUUUAAUUUUUUAAA
Messenger RNA from Silurus meridionalis, 1353 nucleotides. Its product is annotated as macrophage mannose receptor 1-like. The coding region runs from base 16 to 765 and encodes 249 amino acids. The transcript has a single exon. NCBI's taxonomy places the organism in Eukaryota, Metazoa, Chordata, Actinopteri, Siluriformes, Siluridae. The record is from RefSeq and is a predicted model, not a curated record.